UCGAAACCGGCUAUUCUUCAGCGGUUCACGCAAAAUGUGGCGCGCAUCUCCGCUUUCUUUCUUUCUUCUCAAUAUUCCAAUUUUUUUCUUUUUCCUUGCCUAUUAGGACUCUCGUAUUUAAUGGCUUUUAUCGCUGACCAAAAUGCAUCGUACUGAAAAAUUUCAACACAAAUCAAAAUCAAACCAUGGCUCGAAAAUCCUUCCCAAUCCUAAAAAAACUGAUCCAACAAUCCACCUAUCGCUGUUUCACCACUAACGCCUCGCCACGAGCCGUCACGCUGAUCCCAGGCGAUGGCGUUGGUCCACUGGUAACCGAUUCAGUGGAACAAGUGAUGCAGGCAAUGAAGGCACCCGUUUACUUUGAGAGGUACGAAGUACGCGGUGAUAUGAAAUGUAUUCCGGAGGAAGUAAUUGAUUCGAUUAGGAAGAAUAAGGUUUGUUUAAAAGGAGGGUUAAAAACACCGGUCGGCGGUGGUGUUAGUUCGCUGAAUGUGCAAAUGAGGAAAGAGCUUGAUCUGUACGCUUCUAUUGUGCAUUGUUUCACUUUCCCAGGGUUGCCUACGCGGCAUGAGGAUGUGGAUAUUGUUGUAAUUAGGGAGAAUACCGAGGGAGAGUAUGCUGGCCUUGAGCAUGAGGUUGUUCCUGGUGUCGUUGAGAGCCUUAAGGUGAUAACAAAAUAUUGUUCUGAGCGUAUAGCAAAAUUUGCGUUCGAGUAUGCUGAUGUAAACAAAAGAAAGAAGGUUACAGCUGUGCACAAAGCCAACAUUAUGAAACUUGCAGAUGGUCUAUUCCUAGAAUCAUGUAGAGAAGUUGCAGCAAAGUAUCUAGAAAUACAGUACGAGGAGAUUAUUGUGGAUAACUGCUGCAUGCAACUUGUCUCAAGGCCAGAACAGUUUGAUGUCAUGGUGACACCCAACCUCUACGGAAACCUAAUUGCAAAUACAGCUGCUGGUUUAGCUGGUGGAACAGGAGUCAUGCCAGGAGGUAAUGUUGGGACUGAUCAAGCAGUAUUUGAGCAAGGUGCUUCAGCUGGGAAUGUUGGCAAUGAAAAGAUUUUGAAGCUUAAGAAAGCAAAUCCAGUGGCGCUUCUUCUGUCGUCAGCAAUGAUGCUUAGACAUCUUGAAUUUCCAUCAUUUGCUGAUCGUUUAGAAACAGCUGUAAAACGUGUAAUAGCAGAGGGAAAAGUCAGGACAAAGGACCUUGGAGGGGAUUGCACUACCCAAGAAGUUGUUGAUGCAAUUAUAGCUGCUCUAGACUAAUCAGCAAUAUAUUCUGAAAAGAGUUAAGAAAUUUUGUUCACUGUCCAGAUAUCUACUUGGCCUAUUUUUCGAGCAGCUGCAGUUUUGUUUAAAUCUGCUUUCUAUAAUUUUGCUGCUACAUUUUUUAUUUGUGCUAUCAUUGGUUAAUAAUUCAAAUUUGAUGCAUGAUUGCUGUCUAUGCCCUGUGCAUAAAAUCCUGUAAAGGAUCACUUCUUGAUCUGUCCAUAUUAUUUAAAGGAAUUUUGCUUCGUGGUGAUAUCCA
Molecule: messenger RNA, 1521 nt
Organism: Nicotiana attenuata
Lineage: Eukaryota; Viridiplantae; Streptophyta; Magnoliopsida; Solanales; Solanaceae
Product: isocitrate dehydrogenase [NAD] regulatory subunit 1, mitochondrial-like
Exons: 4
Coding region: 186-1259 (357 amino acids)
Biological process (GO): isocitrate metabolic process; tricarboxylic acid cycle
Cellular component (GO): mitochondrion
Molecular function (GO): isocitrate dehydrogenase (NAD+) activity
Source: RefSeq, a predicted model, not a curated record